ACGACGUCGAGGACGCCCUCGACCCCCUUUCCUUCCCUCCUCCUACACUCGUUGCUGCUGUCAUCAUGUCGGGCAAACGGGACCUGUCCGGCUACAACUAUGCUGCCAUCUCUUCUCUGGUCCUGACCGCCGACCGCUCUGCCUUGCCUCGACGCGACAAGGAGCCGGAUGGCGCGCCCACGUCUCUCGUCGGGCGCAUCGACCCGCGCGAAAUGGGCUCGCGCGUGCAGCGCGAGGCCCCGAAAGACCUCGACAAGAAGAAGAAGAAGGCCGCGGAGCGGCAGGAGGGCGCGGACAAACCUGCGAAGCGGAGAACGGCGGACGUGACGGGCUUUGGCUACACGGACAUCAUUGAGGCGACGGAGGACGUCGAGGGCCUCACGUACCGGCCACGAACCGCGGAGACGCGCGAGGUCUACGAGCUCGUGCUCGCGAGUGUUCACCAGGCCCUUGGUGACCAGGCGCAAGAUGUUGUUCGCAGCGCGGCCGACAUGGCGCUCGAGGCGUUGAAGAACGAGAACCUGAAGGACUUCGACAAGAAGAAGGAGGUCGAGGAAAUUCUGGGGCCUGUCUCGAACGAGACAUUCUCGCAACUCAUUAACCUGUCGAAGAAGAUCACCGACUACGGCGUCGAGGAUGAGAAGGCUGCCGACCCGGACCAGGAGAAGAAGGAGACGGAACUCGACGACGAGAUGGGUGUCGCAGUCGUCUUCGACGAAGAGGAAGAGGAGGAAGAGGAAGAUGAGGGCUUCGAGAUUCGCGAGGAGUCUGACGAAGAAGAGGAGGCGACGGAGGGUGCGGAACCACCACCCGAGUCUCUCGAGGGCGACGAUGAGCUGGUUAUCGGUGGGUCCUCGGCAGUAGGUCAAGGGAAAGCGCAAGUCGACAAGGACGUCGUCUCGCCACAUUCUAUCGACGCUUUCUGGGUCCAACGCCAAAUCUCAGAGGUGUACCCUGAUCCUGUUACUGCCGCCGACAAAGCCUCCUCCGUCCUCUCGAUUCUCGGUUCUGAGUCUAGCGUCCGCGACUGCGAAAACCAGCUCAUGGAGCUGUUUGACUACCAGCACUUCCCCAUCAUCCGCAAGUUCGUCAAGAACCGCGACGUUGUCGUCUGGUGCACGAAGCUCAUGCGUAGUGACGCGGACGAGCGCGUCAACGUGGAAGUCGCGAUGCGGGAGAAGGGUGUUGGUUGGAUCUUGCGAGAGCUAGCGGGCGACCGGAAGACAAAGACGAAGACAGAGUCGAUGGACGUCGACGCGCCACCAAACAUCGAGGCCGUGCCGAAGACUGGUACCCUUGCGCCUGGCUCAAUAGUGCAGCCGAAAGCCAUGGUAGACCUAGAGGGCAUGGCGUUCAGCCAGGGCGGGCACUUGAUGUCAAACAAGAAGUGUAAGCUCCCUGAAGGCUCGUUCAAGCGCGCGAAGAAGGGCUACGAGGAGAUUCAUGUUCCUGCUCCGAAGUCGAAACCCACGCACGACUCUGAGCUUGUUCUCAUUGAGUCUCUACCUGAAUGGGCGCGCGAGGGUUUCAAGGGCUACCGGAACCUCAACCGCAUUCAGAGCAAGCUCUACCCGGUUGCGUUCGGCACUGAUGAGCCUAUUCUGCUGUGUGCACCGACUGGUGCCGGUAAGACCAACGUCGCCAUGCUCACCAUCUUGAAUGAGCUGUCGAAGUACCGCGACGAAGAGACCGGCACCUUCGACCUCGACUCUUUCAAGAUCGUCUACAUUGCUCCCAUGAAGGCUUUGGUCCAGGAGAUGGUCGGCAACUUCAGCUCGCGACUGGCGGUUUACGGUAUCAAGGUCGGCGAGCUCACCGGUGACUCUCAAAUGACGAAGCAGCAAAUCUCGGAGACGCAGAUCAUCGUCACGACUCCGGAGAAGUGGGAUGUCAUCACGCGCAAGAGCACGGACACGAGCUAUACGAACCUCGUACGUCUCAUCAUCAUCGACGAGAUUCACUUGUUGCAUGAUGAACGCGGCCCAGUCCUCGAGUCGGUCAUCGCUCGAACAAUCCGCCGCAUGGAGCAGACGAACGAGUACGUGCGGCUCGUCGGCCUGUCCGCGACGCUGCCUAACUACCAGGACGUCGCUACCUUCCUUCGCGUUGACACGACGAAGGGCCUGUUUUACUUCGACGCGUCGUACCGUCCGUGCGCCCUCCAGCAGCAAUUUAUCGGUGUCACCGAGAAGAAGGCGAUCAAGCGGUACCAGGUGAUGAACGAGGUUUGCUACGAGAAGGUUCUGGACCAGGCUGGGAAGAACCAGACACUCGUGUUCGUCCACUCCCGGAAGGAGACGGCGAAGACGGCGAAGUUCAUCCGCGACAUGGCGAUCGAGAAGGAGACGAUCACGCAGUUCGUCAAGCCAGAGGGCGCCACGCGUGAGAUCCUGCUCGAGGAGUCGAACAACGUCAAGGACCCGAACUUGAAGGACCUUCUUCAGUUCGGUUUCGGUAUCCAUCACGCCGGUAUGUCGAGGGAGGACCGUGGGCUCGUCGAGGAGCUCUUCGGCGAUGGUCACAUUCAAGUUCUCGUCUGUACCGCGACGCUCGCGUGGGGUGUUAACCUUCCUGCCCACACCGUCAUCAUCAAGGGGACCCAGAUCUACAACCCGGAGAAGGGUCGCUGGGUGGAAUUGUCGUCGCAGGACGUCCUGCAGAUGCUUGGUCGUGCUGGUCGCCCUCAGUACGACACGUACGGAGAGGGUGUGAUCAUCACCAACCACUCCGAGCUCCAAUACUACCUGAGCUUGAUGAACCAGCAGCUGCCCAUCGAGUCGCAGUUCGUCGCGAAGCUCACCGACAACCUCAACGCCGAGAUCGUCCUCGGUACCAUCCGGAACCGUGAUGAGGCCGUUCAGUGGCUUGGUUACACCUACCUGUACGUUCGGAUGCUCAAGGACCCCGUAUUGUACAGCGUCGGCAUCGACUACUCAGAGGGCGACCCGACGCUGGUUCAGAAGCGCGCUGAUAUCGUCCACACCGCCGCCGCGUUGUUAGAGAAGUGCCACCUCAUCAAGUACGAGCGGUCUACCGGUCGCUUCCACAGCACGGAGUUGGGCCGCAUCGCGUCGCACUACUACGUGACGUACAGCUCGAUGGCAACCUACAACCAGCACCUCCGUCCCACAAUGUCGAUGCUCGAGCUGUUCCGCGUCUUCGCGCUCUCGAACGAGUUUAAGCUCAUUCCCGUCCGGCAAGAUGAGAAGCUCGAGCUGGGCAAGUUGCUUGAGCGGGUGCCUAUCCCUGUCAAGGAGGCGGUCGAGGAGCCUGCUGCCAAGAUCAAUGUCCUCUUGCAGGCUUACGUCUCGCAGCUCAAGCUCGAAGGUUUCGCGCUCGUUGCGGACAUGGUCUAUGUUCAACAGUCAGCCGGACGUAUCAUCCGGGCCAUCUUCGAGAUCUGCUUGAAGCGUGGUUGGGCUGUUCCUGCGAAGGCGGCCCUUGACUUGUGCAAGAUGGUGGAGCGGCGAAUGUGGGGAUCCAUGACGCCUCUGCGCCAAUUCAAGGGCGUUCCGAGCGAGAUCAUCCGGAAGGCUGAGGCAAAGCAAUUCCCUUGGUACCGCUACUUCGAUCUGAGCCCGCCCGAGAUUGGUGAACUCAUCGGGAUCCAGAACGCUGGUCGGUUGGUUCAUCGUCUCGUCCACAACUUCCCCAAGCUUCAGCUGCAAGCUCAGGUUCAGCCCAUCACGCGCACCUUGCUUCGCAUCGACUUGACGAUCAUUCCCGACUUCCGAUGGGACGAGAAGGUCCACGGCGGGUCAGAAUCCUUCUGGAUACUCGUCGAGGACGUCGACGGCGAGAUCGUCCUGUUCCACGACACCUUUAUCCUCCGCCAGCGAUAUGCCGAAGACGAGCACUACGUGACCCUCACUGUCCCCAUGUUCGAGCCCGUCCCUCCCAACUACUUCAUCUCCAUUGUCUCUGACCGUUGGUUGCACGCCGAGACCCGCCUCCCGAUCUCCUUCAAGCAUCUCAUCCUCCCCGAGAAGUUCCCUGCCCCCACGCCCCUCCUCGACCUGCAAGCUCUUCCGCUUUCGGCGCUGCACAACAAGGACUUCGAGAGCAUCUACUCGUCGACCAUCGAGACCUUCAACAAGAUCCAAACACAGGUCUUCCAGGCCCUGUACACGACAGACGACAACGUUUUCAUUGGCGCGCCGACUGGCAGUGGCAAGACUAUUUGUGCCGAGUUCGCUCUACUCCGCCUUUGGAGCAAGCGCGAGCAGAAGCGGGCGGUUUGCAUCGAGCCCUACCAGGAGAUGGUCGACCAGCGCGUGGAAGAAUGGCGUAAGAAGUUUGGCAGCCUGCAGGGCGGCAAGGAGAUUGUUAGUCUGACUGGCGAGACGAGCGCGGACCUGCGCCUCCUCGAGAAGGGCGACCUGAUUGUCUGCACUCCUAUGCAGUGGGACGUUCUCUCUCGGAGAUGGCGUCAGCGUAAGAAUGUCCAGAACAUCGGGCUGCUGAUCGCCGACGAGGUCCAGCUCGUUGGUGGAGAGGUUGGGCCGACGUAUGAAGUUGUCAUCUCUCGCACUCGCUAUGUUUCGGCGCAGACCGACAUCAAGACCCGUAUCGUCGCUUGCGGCGUCUCUCUGGCAAAUGCGCGAGACUUGGGCGAGUGGAUGGGCGCACCCUCACACGCCAUCUUCAACUUCCCGCCUAGUGCUCGUCCCCUCGACAUGGACAUCCACAUCCAGAGCUUCCAGAUCCCUCACUUCCCGUCGCUCAUGAUCGCCAUGUCAAAGCCCGCAUACCUCGCCAUGUGCGAAUACUCACCGCACAAGCCUGUUAUCAUCUUCGUCCCAUCUCGUCGACAGUGCCGUCUCACCGCCGAUGACAUCAUAACCCACUGCAGCGCCGACGACAAUCCGAAUCGCUUCCUGCACGUUGAGGAAGCUGACCUUGCGCCUCAUUUAGAGCACGUUACCGACGCAGGCCUCAAGGAGACGUUGAAACACGGUAUCGGCUACUACCACGAGGCUCUUGACAAGCAAGACAAGCGUAUCGUCGAGAGGCUGUUCCAGCACGGCGCUAUCCAGGUCCUCAUUGCUUCCAAGGACACCGCGUGGAGUCUACCCGUCUCCAGUUACCUGGUCAUCAUCAUGGGCGUGCAGAACUACGAAGGCAAGGAGCACCGUUACGUCGACUACCCCGUCAUGGACGUCCUGCAGAUGAUGGGUCGUGCAUGCCGCCCGCUUGAAGACGAGAAGAGCCGCGCAGUGCUGAUGUGUCAGCAAACUCGCAAGGACUUCUACAAGAAGUUCUUGGCUGAGGGUCUCCCCAUCGAGUCUCAUCUACCGACGCAUAUGCUUCACGACUACUUCCUGGCGGAGAUCGCUGUUAAGACCAUUGAGAACAAGCAGGAUGCGAUGGAUAUCUUGACAUGGACGUACUUCUACCGCCGCAUGACGCAAAAUCCCAACUACUACAACCUGCACAACGUCAGCCACCAGCAUCUAUCAGAUCAUCUGUCGGAGCUGGUCGAGUCCACUCUCAACGACCUCGUCAACUCGAAGUGUAUCGCGAUCGAGGACGAGAUGGACGUGUCACCAUUGAACCUCGGCAUGAUUGCGGCAUACUACAACAUUUCUUAUGUCACCGUCGAGGUGUACACUCUGUCGCUCAAGGAACGUACGAAGCUCAAGGGUCUGCUCGAGGUUGUAUCAUCGUCUGCAGAGUUCGAGUCGAUUCCCAUCCGGCGACACGAGGACGUGCUAUUGCGUCGCAUCUACGACCGCGUUCCCGUCAAGCUCGAGAAGGCCGACUUCGAGGCGCCCCACUUCAAGACGUUCCUGCUACUCCAGGCGCACUUCUCCCGUCUUCAGCUCCCUCCAGACCUUGCCGCGGACCAGGUGCUCGUACUCGAAAAGGUCCUCAACUUGCUGUCAGCUUGUGUCGACGUCAUGUCAUCAAACGCGUGGCUCAACGCUCUCGGAGCGAUGGACUUGUCGCAGAUGUGCGUGCAGGCGUCGUGGGAGACCGACUCGCCCUUGAAGCAGAUCCCUCACUUCGAGCCUGAUGUCAUCAAGAGGUGCAAAGAGGCCGGUGUCGAGACUGUCUACGACAUCAUGGAGAUGGAGGACGACAAGCGGAACGGGCUCCUGCAGAUGGAUGCGAGGCAGAUGCGGGAUGUCGCAACAUUCGUCAACUCGUAUCCUACCCUGGACGUCAACUACGAGCUUGCGAAGGGUGAAUACACGGCUGGCGCGCCAAUCACCAUCCAAAUCUCGCUCUCGAAGGACGCCGACGAGGAGAUGGACGUCAACGAGGAUGACGAGGUAGUCGUCGCGCCAUUCUACCCCAAGAAGAAGCUGGCGAACUGGUGGAUCGUCGUUGGCGAGCCCAAGACGAAGCAGCUCCUCGCGAUCAAGAAGGUCACGGUGCACCGCAACCUCGCCGUGCGCCUCGAGUUCUCUCUGCCACAGGGCGAGCACGCGCUCAAGCUCUACGUCAUCUGCGAUUCGUACAUGGGCGCCGACCACGACAUCGACCUCGAUCCUCUCGAGGUUGCUGAGGGCGAAGAUAGCGAUAGCGAAGAGGAGAGCGAUGAUGCCAUGGAGGAGUAGAUGUCUGUUCGUGCUUGUUAUGUGUGCUGUUGUCGUUCAUGGACCGUUGUAACAUAGUGCUGGCGCCUUGGCUUCCAGUUAAAAUGUAUCUGUAGAGCCUAUAAUGUUGUCUUCG
Messenger RNA from Trametes versicolor FP-101664 SS1, 6678 nucleotides. RefSeq names its product Sec63-domain-containing protein. The transcript has 18 exons. Lineage: Eukaryota; Fungi; Basidiomycota; Agaricomycetes; Polyporales; Polyporaceae. The record is from RefSeq and is a predicted model, not a curated record. Gene Ontology annotation, cellular component: nucleus. Gene Ontology annotation, molecular function: nucleic acid binding; ATP binding; ATP hydrolysis activity. The coding region runs from base 66 to 6563 and encodes 2165 amino acids.